AUGCUUUGUAAUACUGAAAUAAAAAAUGAACGUCGACAUAUUAUUCUUAGUUCAGUUGUUCGAGUUUAUAAUAAUAUAACAUUACCAUUAUUUAUUUUAAAUGUUGAUUUAACUGAUCCAAAAAAUUCUAGUCGAAUAACAAGAAUUGAAAUUAAUGAAGAUUAUCAUGUACCAAUUGAUUUACUUUAUGCAUAUGCAAGUUUACCAAUAUUUAUUGCAAUUGAUGAAAGUGAAGAAAAUGUCGAACAAUUUACUUUAAAACUAAGUCAAUUACAUUUAGUUAAAUCUAACAAUAGAAACUCAUCAUUAGUUUUUACUAUUUCAUCACAUGAUAAUAUAAUAUGGAUAUCUGAAUCGGUUGAUUUAAAAGUUGAAGGAAAAGAUAAUUAUAAUGAACAUAUUGUCAUCUUUCGUAAUCUUCAACAAAUAAUACUAAGAAUGAUUUUACGUGUUGAUACUUUUCAUGAAUCAUAUCGUUUAUUAUUAUAUUCAUCAUUAUGGAUUCUUAAUUGUAUAGAUCUUAAACUUGAAUUUCAAAUAAAAUAA
Molecule: messenger RNA, 546 nt
Organism: Rotaria sp. Silwood1
Lineage: Eukaryota; Metazoa; Rotifera; Eurotatoria; Philodinida; Philodinidae
Source: the annotation of a GenBank genome assembly